CUGAGGAUUUCAUGAACGCUUCCGAGAUUGUUCCGGGAGAUGAGCCCUACACAGAGAAGACUAAAGUGACAAGUGAAUCUCUGACAGCCACAAUGAGCGAUUACUAUACAUCCGGAAACACUACGGAAUCCGAUAAGUCUGAAGAUUUGGAUCAAGAUUUGGAUAGUUCUCAAAAAGAAAACACAACAGACGAUCAAUCGGAAACCGAGUCGGAAACUCUAUCAAAUAAAAAUGAAAACAUAUCCACGAAGCAAACGUGUGGUAACUGUAUGCUGAUGUCACACUAUCGCCGUGAAUUACAAAUCCAGUAUGAGCUUAUCAACGAUCUCAAGACAUAAUUACACAAGUGUACAAAAGGGUUG
Armigeres subalbatus is the source of this 362-nucleotide messenger RNA. RefSeq lists its product as uncharacterized. The record is from RefSeq and is a predicted model, not a curated record. The transcript has 2 exons. NCBI's taxonomy places the organism in Eukaryota, Metazoa, Arthropoda, Insecta, Diptera, Culicidae. The coding region runs from base 12 to 338 and encodes 108 amino acids.